Messenger RNA from Neodiprion fabricii, 2428 nucleotides. Its product is annotated as facilitated trehalose transporter Tret1-like. Gene Ontology annotation, molecular function: sugar transmembrane transporter activity. NCBI's taxonomy places the organism in Eukaryota, Metazoa, Arthropoda, Insecta, Hymenoptera, Diprionidae. Bases 74 to 1501 code for a protein of 475 amino acids. The transcript has 6 exons. The record is from RefSeq and is a predicted model, not a curated record. Gene Ontology annotation, biological process: carbohydrate transport; transmembrane transport. Gene Ontology annotation, cellular component: membrane.
GAAACCGGUCAUACGGUAUGUUAAUAUUUUGAGUCGCAUACUUUUUGUGUUCGUGAGCGUUCGUGCGUUAAAAAUGUCUUCGUUUGAUCCGGAAAAUCACUCAACCCCGUCACCGACGACUGAAAAGUUGAUACAGUACCUUGCGACGCUCUCGGCUACCCUGGCCGCGGUGACUGCUGGUAAUUAUCUCGGCUGGUCAUCCCCAGCUCUCCCACUCUACAAUCAAAAGGAUACACUAACCUUGGUCGAGGACGAACAGUCAUGGGUCGGAUCCUUGCUCCCGCUGGGAGCUCUCGUGGGUGCCAUUCCCGCUGGAUGGAUAGCCGAUAAAGUAGGACGAAAAAAGGCCAUACUGAUGAUUGGCGUUCCUUAUUUGAUUUGCUGGUUCAUCAUAGGAUUUGCACCAAGCCCUUUAUGGUUGUUCGUGGCUCGAUUUUUUGCUGGAGCUGCAAUCGGGGCAACGACAGUCGUGGUUCCGUUGUACGUGUCCGAAAUUGCGGAGCCAGCCAUUCGAGGUACUCUUGGUGCGUUGUUCCAGCUCCAGAUCACGAUUGGCAUUUCGCUGGGAUAUUUGACAGGUUUGAUAAAAAAUUUGAAAUGGAUCGCCGUCACCUCAGCUCUUACACCGGCGGCUCUGCUGCUGGUUUUUCUCUUCAUGCCGGAAACGCCGGUGUGGUUAAUCGGCCAAGACCGUCGAGAUGACGCGGAGAGAGCCAUGGAGCGACUUAGGGGCAAAAGUUACCCCUUUCAGCAGGAGCUUGCGCAGCUCGAGAGCAAUAGAAAAUCUCAGAGGAUGCAGAAGGCUAGCUUUGCCGAGUUGAAGAAUCACAAAAGGGCCGUGCUGAUAUCCUUCGGACUUAUGAUUCUCCAACAACUGUCUGGAAUAAAUGCCGUAAUCUUUUACGCCGAGGAACUUUUCAAGGCCGAAGGGUCGGCUCUUAGCCCAACGGCUUGCACGGGCAUCAUGGGUGUCGCCCAGGUCUUCGCAACCUGCGUAUCCAUGCUGCUGAUCGACAAAGCCGGCCGAAGAAUUCUUCUCAUGACCAGUUCCAGCGUCAUGGGUCUUUGUCUUAUUGCCGUCGCCCUGCAUUUCUAUUUUCAGUCUGGAGUACAAUCGACCGGCAUCCCAUGGGCGCCUCUGAUAUUCUUAACGAUCUACGUAAUCAUGUUCGCCAUCGGAUUUGGACCAGUGCCUUGGAUCAUGGUGAACGAAGUGUCGCCGACAAACGUCGUGGGCACAAUCGGUUCCGCGGCAGCGAUGUUGAAUUGGUCGCUGGCCUUCGCGGUGACAAAGAUUUUCAUCAACAUGAAACUCGUCAUUGGCUUGCCGCUGUCAUUCGGCAUGUUCGCAUUGAUAUGCUUAACCGGUACUAUUUUCAUCGCGGCUAUCAUACCCGAAACAAAGGGCAAGACCAGGGAGGAAAUUCAGAUGAAAUUGCACAGGAUCAGGAAGAUGGAAACGAAAAACGACACCGUCGCUAACGACCAAACUACGCUGUGAUCUAGUAACGAUCGCGAGGUCAUCAUGGAGUCACGGGAUAUGAUAAGACGGAAUGGAAUGGGAUGAGUUCGACGGACGAAAGGGGCGCUUAUCGCUCAUCCCCUGAAGAACAGCGAAAAAUUCAAGAUUCUCGUUUCGAGCAAGGAAACCCGGGUCCUUCUUUUAUCAUGUUGAUGGGGUCCCGUGCCAUCCAAUGUCACACUGUUGGUCCUCGUGGUCCUUCUCAUUUUUUAACUCAGACUCUAUUACCACGGACUCUUCUUCUUUACAGGGAUGCAAGUGACCUAUAACUUAGACCCAAGAUUACUCUGAAUUGGGGUUGUGGCUUGAUUUGUUACUAAAGCAACUGCGGAUGCUUCAUUUCUUCUACUUUCGGACCUGAAUUCUGUCUCUCAUUGCAUUUCUUGUUGUAAUGACAAAGCAUUGAUCCGUUCUUGAUCUAAUUAACGGAUGGUUUUCACUGUGUUUUUUCAUCCGUUUUUCCCUUCGUAUUCUAAUAGAAGGAAAACCUGAAACAAUCACCUUACCACCAGGUCCCUUAAUGCACUCGGAUCAAGGAUUUAAACCGAAUAGAAAUUUCACGCUGUAAUUUCGGUCAUCGAUAAUUUCGAUUUUUGUCCACCUUCACUGGCUCUUGUACAUGAGUGUUAAUCCCGAAUCGAUCAUUUUAUAUCGAGGAAAAAGUAAAGAAUGAAAUGUCUUUUUUUCAUUUGUAAAAGCUUGUAUGACUCUGACAAUUAAGUGAAUACGAUAUGGUAUAAGUACCCCAUGAAUAUUUAUAAACUGAUUUACCGAUUUUAAUGGAUUUAUGGAACAUACUACUGGCAAAAGAAUGACACAAACCUUUUGUCAUAACUUUAUCAUUAGUAUAUUUCAACAUUAUUGACUUCUCAGAGUUCGUCAUAAAUAUUAGAUUUAAUUGUAUAU